ACAUCCAAGGCCUUCUCCCACACAGACACUACAGAGCAGAGUCUUGCUCCAGUAUCUGCCCUCUCCUGUACGUAGAGCAUCCAUCAGGUUCACGGACAAACAUGUCUCCGAUGAAGGUGUUCGGGCACCCGAUGUUGACGAACGUUGCACGGGUGAUGCUCUUUCUGGAGGAGGUCGGCGCCGAGUACGAGCUCGUGCCCGUCGACUACCUCGCCGGCGAGCACAAGCGCCCCCAACACCUCCAGCUAAACCCGUUUGCGAAGAUGCCUGGGUUCCAAGACGGCGAUCUCGUCCUGUUCGAGUCGCGCGCUAUCGGCAAGUACGUCAUCCGCAAGUACGGGACAGCCGACCUCGACCUCCUCGGAGAAAACAGCGGCAUCGAAGCAUCAGCAAUGGUGGACCUGUGGACGGAGGUGGAGGCCCAGCAGUACUACCCGGCCAUCGCGCCCGCGGUGUUCGAGUGCAUCAUCAAUCCCUCCAUAAUGCGUACCGCGCCGACGAACCAGACCGUCGUCGACGAGAGCCUGGAGCGGCUGAGGGGUGUGCUGGGGAUCUACGAGGCCCGGCUGGAGAAGAGCACGUACUUGGCCGGAGACUCCGUCAGCUUCGCCGAUCUGAACCACAUCCCAUUCACCUUCUACUUCAUGACGACGCCGCACGCGUCGCUGUUCGAUGAGUACCCCAAGGUGAAGGCCUGGUGGAAGAGCCUGAUGGCGAGGCCGGCGGUGCAGAGGGUCUGCAAGCAUAUGCCUACCAAGUUUUAGUUGCUUACUCCUUCCUUCCUUAAAUAAACAUCUAUCUUUAAACUUUAUCCAGAAAAAAGUGUACUUCUAUGUUCUAUCUUUUCAAUGUAUUUUAAUUAUUUCUCUUUCAUCGUACGGAAAUAAAACCAAUAGUAUUAAGCAUAAA
Messenger RNA from Lolium rigidum, 909 nucleotides. RefSeq names its product glutathione S-transferase 1-like. Bases 102 to 764 code for a protein of 220 amino acids. The record is from RefSeq and is a predicted model, not a curated record. Lineage: Eukaryota; Viridiplantae; Streptophyta; Magnoliopsida; Poales; Poaceae. Gene Ontology annotation, cellular component: cytoplasm. The transcript is spliced from 3 exons. Gene Ontology annotation, molecular function: glutathione binding; glutathione transferase activity.